Molecule: messenger RNA, 9246 nt
Organism: Phycodurus eques (leafy seadragon)
Lineage: Eukaryota; Metazoa; Chordata; Actinopteri; Syngnathiformes; Syngnathidae
Product: semaphorin-6B-like
Exons: 16
Coding region: 470-2974 (834 amino acids)
Biological process (GO): positive regulation of cell migration; axon guidance; negative chemotaxis
Molecular function (GO): semaphorin receptor binding; chemorepellent activity
Source: RefSeq, a predicted model, not a curated record
UGUGUGUGUUCGGUAGGGUUGGAGGGGGAGAGAGAGUGUACGUAAAUUAUGGGCUUGGGUUGUCACCGUGCCUGCUCUGCAUUGGACAUUUCACCUCGCCACUGUAAAUUAAAAAAGGAAGAUUACAUUUAGCUGCCAGCUGCGAGCGAGCAAGUGCAGACGACUGUGGCAGCUCGGUCUCCUAACAGAUAACUCAACACUUGGAGUUGGGGAAUAAAAACAACGGACUACAAGGGGGUGGGGGAGGACAUCCAAAUUUGAUUGCUUUCUCUUGGGGGAGGAUUUAAAAAACAAAAACAAAAAAAGAAAGAAAAAAGAAACUCAACUGGGCGUUUUGGAGUCGCUAGUUUGGGUACACGGUGAUGCUCCGCCGAGGCGCAGCAACAGAAGAGGGAAGAGACAGAACCCAAAAGAAGCGAGGGCGAGUGGGCGAGUGGCACCUGCUCCACCUGACCCAUCUGGUGCGUGCAUGUAUUCUGCUGCCAUGGCAACCGUGGGUCCUCUCCUCACAUUUCUUCUCCUGCUGCUUCAUCUGGCUGAUGGCUCAUUCCCAGAGGAGCCAAGUCCACUAAGCUACGUCCCUCUGGAGGUGGUGAGGAGGUAUCCAGUGUUCCUGGGCAGAGCUCACCGUUCAGCACAAAGGCAGGAGCUCCACAUCCAGACGGUUCUUCAAGUCAACCGCACACUCUACAUAGGAGCCAGAGAUGAUUUAUACCGAGUGGAACUGGACAACUUGGCAGGUGAUGAGAUGUUCUACAGCAAGAAACGGACAUGGGAAUCCAACAAAAACGACAUUCGAGUGUGCCGAAUGAAGGGCAAACAUGAGGGCAGUCUUUCAAGGGCCCGGGCGGUUCCAUGGAACAUCGAUGCUGUGAUCUACCGCAGCCUCGGCGACAGCCCCGCCCUCCGCACGGUCAAGCACGACUCCAAAUGGUUCCGAGAGCCCUACUUUGUAAGCGCCAUGGAGUGGAGGUCUCAUAUUUAUUUCUUCUUCAGAGAAAUGGCCAUGGAGUUUCACCAUCUGGAAAAGGUAAUGGUGUCCCGUGUGGCUCGUGUGUGUAAAUCCGACCUCGGCGGCUCUCAGCGCGUCCUCGAGAAACAGUGGACCACCUUCCUGAAGGCUCGGCUCAAUUGUUCCGUCCCGGGAGACUCGCACUUCUACUUUAACCUCCUCCACGCCACAAGCGGUAUCAUUCGCAUGCAUGGGCGGGACGUCAUCUUGGGCCUUUUCUCUACACCCCAAAACAGCAUUCCUGGUUCCGCCGUGUGUGUGUUUGACAUGCAGCAGCUUGCUCACGCCUUCGAGGGACGCUUCAAGGAACAGAAAUCCCCUGAGUCCAUUUGGACUCCGGUACCAGAAGAGGCAGUUCCUAAACCCAGACCCGGAGGAUGUUCAGUCCAAGGAUCCCGAUUUAGUUCCUCCACUACGCUACCGGACGAGGUGUUAAACUUUGUGAAAACCCACCCUCUGAUGGAUGAGACAGUACCGCUGCUGGGGCACAGACCCUGGGUAGUCAAGACUAUGGGACGCUACCAGCUGACAGCUAUGGUGGUGGACACAGAAGCCGGGCCCUAUAGGAACCGCACAGUUUUAUUCCUGGGCUCGACCCGAGGGACAAUUCUCAAGUUUCUAAUGAUUCCCAGUGGGGAUUCAAUGUCCCACAGCAGUGUGUUCUUGGAGGAGGUAGAGGGUUUCAACCCUGAGAGAUGUGGUGAGGACUCACCUCAGGCUCGCCAGCUCUUGUCUUUGACGUUGGACCGCAUCAGCCACACCCUGCUGCUGGCCUUCCCAUCCUGCCUGGUCCGUGUGCCCACAUCUCGUUGCCACCUGUACUCCCGCUGCAUGAAGAGUUGCCUCGCCUCUAGGGAUCCAUACUGUGGCUGGACCAGAGGCAGCACUUGCUCCUUCCUUAGACCAGGAACCAGGCUCCCUUUUCAACAAGAUGUAGAAUAUGGAAACACCACUUCCCAUUUAGGAGACUGUGAUGGUAUCCUGCAGCAGAGUCUGCUCAUCGAACCAGAGAGUCUCGUCUCCCUCAAUCUCCUCGUGGCUUCCGCCGUGUCGGCGUUCACCAUCGGGGCGGCGCUCUCAGGCCUCGCCGUGUGCUGGAUCAUGGCCCACAAGCCCAGCAACCGCCGCCAUGGCAACACCACUCAGUCAUCUAUCCAGCGGCGUGAAAGAGGCUUAUUAAGUGACGCCGGCGGAAUGGGCGGCUCUGUGCUCAGCGUGACGCGGCAGGGAGGCGGGGAGCGCACCUGCACUCAGGGCGGGGAGACCCUAUUCGUGAUGCCCAAUGGGUGGGUCAAAUCCGGAGAGCUUGACCCCAGUUUCCUCCCCACACCGGAGCACACACCACAGCAGAAACGCAGAGGACUGCGUCUGUCUGACUCCAACUCCGGAGGAUGGGACACCAGCCAGACCUACUUGGGGGGCGGCUCCGUGGGUCUGGGCUCCCCCUGUCGAAUACCUCCCUCAGUUUAUCUGACCACCAGACUGUUCCAGCAGGGGGGCGGCAGUCGGCACGGCGGCGAGGGCCGGGGGAGCGACACCCCCCGACAGCACUACGUCUGCUUGAGCAGGCAGGAGAAAGGAGGAAAGGGGACGCCCAAAGCCCCCCAAAGAAAGUCCGCGGGGGAAUACGUGUACCCCAUGACGCCUCAGGACUCACCUGAGCGUCGGAGGGUGGUCUCUGCGCCCAGCGCGCCCGCGGAGUGCAGCGAGCCUCUGCCCUUGCGCUGGCCGGCCCCAGAAGGCUACAUCCUCAGCAGCCACGCCAUGGUGCCCGUCCCCUUGCCCCCUCCCUCAAUGGCUGUCCCCAGCGGUCAGACAUACAUGUCCCAACAGCACACCCCUGUGCUCACCAGGGCCCUGCUGAGGGGGGCUUUGGAGCGGGGAGAACUGGGGGAGCUGAUGGACCUCAGCCAUUUGAUGAGUAAGAAGAACUGCAAUGACAGGACUCAGGCUGGCCAGUGACUGCUGAGGAAAUAAAGGGCCUACAUGGGCACCUAUCCAUGUCUUUACCCUGAUCCACACCCCUCCCCCUCUCGUCUGUGGACCUUUUUUGUUCAUUGUCAUUCAAGCCCUCUGUCUCAGGCAACCCCCUCUCUCCACCCUCCAGUAUACCCCAAUGACGAGGAUCUCGUUACGACUGGCUGCUGCGCCUGCCAAUCUUUUGCUGGCUCGCACUAAUUGGUCAGAUGGACAGAGGUUGUUGCUGUGUCUGCAUUGCAGAGCUGCCUCGCCUGCCAAACUCUCUUACAAGGCUGCAGGCAGAGGGCACAAGAAGAAAGAAAGGAAGGAAGGAAGGCACUUAGAGGCUGCCGUGCAUGCAGCAAACUAGCAAAUACUGGGAUGCUCUUUGCCUCACAGAAAAACUAAAUGGAUAAAAGUCUUGGGGCACACAUCAUUGUUCAAUCAGUCGAGAUUAGUUCUUCCCUGAAGCUUAAUUCUUCAUUUGGCCAAGACAUUUUGGACUGUAUUUCCAACUUUGUGGGAACAGUUUAGGGAAGAGCUGUGCCCCAGUGCACAAAUAGGUGGUGGGACAUGCAUUUGGUACCCGGAACUUCAGUUGGGAACUUAAUCCACCUCUUAAUAUCACACUAUCACAUCACAAUUAUAGGAACCAUCAAUACAAUACAAAAACGCGAUAUAACAGCAUGCAACUGUACCACGUACACCAUCUGGAGCAGUUCACAAUCAAUAUUCAUCUAAAACAUGACAAAACAUUUAAACAAAACGUUAAAAUAAAACCUCAUGUUCACGAGUGAUGCUGAUUAUUAAAUAUAUUAAUGUGUGCAGAUGUGUUUUGCUAGUCGAAGUUGGCUGUAACAAGUUUUUACGCCGUCCAACCAAUCAGAGGACGGAAAAAUAAUGACAUUAUUGUGGGCCAACCAGCUGGCCCUGUGAGGAUAGUUUUGAAAUAUUAUGACCGUAUUUUCACGGCCAUAAGGCACACCAUAUUAAAAGGCCCAGUCUCAGUUACGGGGUCUAUUUCUGUCUUUAACACAUACAUAAGGCGCACCGUAUGGUUGGGCGCAGGCAUGGUAAAACAUACGCUAGCUUAAAGCAUACGGUAGCAUGCAUGCACACUAAAACAAUGUUUUUUAAAAGGCAGCGGGAGCAAAACUGAGUUCGGUUGUAUUUUAUUGAAGUAUUUAACAAUGUACUCACGUUAUUUUUUGAUCAAUCCUCCUCCACAAAUCCAUCAAAGUCCUCAUCUUCUGUAUCCGAAAUGAACAGCUGGGCAAGUUCUCCAUCAAACAUGCCGGGUUCCCUCUCGUCAUUGUCCGAGUCAGUCUCGUUGCCGGGGGGCUGUUCAGCAAUGAUGCUUCUCACAGCUGUUCUUUGAUCAUUAAUCCAUUGCUCGAGUUGGUCUUCCAACUCAGGCCACCUCGCCUUGUUUCCACGGAAACUCAGCUUCGUCUUCUUGACUUGGCGAAGCUCGUUUUCCUGCUUCCUCCAUUUGCGAACCAUGGAUUCGUUGAUCUUGAAUUCUCUCGCGGCUGCUCGAUUCCCAUGUUCCCCCGCGUAACUGAUAGCUUUCAGUUUAAACUGUGCUUCGUAAGCGUGUCUCUUCUUUUCUGGGGUCCAAACCGAUGUUGUUUUGCACAAUGCACAUACUAUAUACCUACUGGGGGCGUACCCUUCGCCCUUUAACAUCUGCAUGCUGUCCUCAGUCACGUCCGCCUAUCCUCUUUAUAAGCAGCCUGUCGGGAGGAAAUGCACCCAGUCAGUCAAGCGGAGCGCUCAUUAAAGUCACACAAUAACAUUUACCGAUUUUGGAACUCGGUGCACACAUAAGGCGCGCCGCAUUAUAAGGCGUACCGUCCAUUUUGGAGACAAUGUAAGACUUUUGAGUGCGCAUUAUGGUCGUGAAAAUACGCUAGUUUAAGAAACAGUCCCAUUGAAAAUAAAGUUAAAAUUACAUGGGCUGGCUCUACUGAUUCUAAAGGCCCUGGGCAGAUUAGACUGACAUGACAAUACAUAGGCUACGUUCACACUACAGGGCAUGAUGCCCAAUUCGGAUGUUUUGUUUAAUCCAAUCUUAUUAUAUAGUUGUUCACUUUACAAAAACAAAUGCAACGGCUGCUGUGGACGGAAUGACUUUGUGAAACAGGACGUUAAAUUGUGCAUGCACACAAACACGAGGCACCGUGUUUACGGAAGUAAAUAUGACCCCUCGUGGAGGUCUAGUCAUGACGCAUUUGUGCCAAGGAUUUUGUGCAACCAGAGCCAAUAUUUUUUUAAUAUGUAUUUUUUCUAAAGCAUCUUCUUUUUGCCACUGUUUACCUUUGUCUGCCAUUCCUUUUGUGGCGUAGCUUUUUUUUUUUUAACAAUUGUCGCUUUUUGAUGACGUAUAGGUCGGAUGAAUGUGACCUGCACGUCCACAGCACACUUGCAUCAGAGAAAUAUCCGAUUUAUAUCUACAUAUGAAAGAGGCCUGAGUCGGAUAUGAAAUAUGAAAUCGGAAUUGAACUGUUUAAAAUCUUCUACAUGUCACAUUGGGACCAAGAAAAUCAGAAGUGACCUGCAGUGUGAACAUACCUGAAAUCUGAUUGGACAAAACAAAAUCUAACAUCCACAAACACACACCAAGAGUAACGCUACAAAAUGAAGAGAAUAGACUGUUGGGAAUAAAUUAACACAGUUUCAUGGAACGAAUCUUAGAAUUUAGGUCAUAAAUGUAGGUCGGUGUCCACCACUGGCACAAAUCAAGGUAUGCCACAGACACACUCCAAAGUCUUAGCUAAGCAAGUAUAGCUGCAAAGGCAGACAAACUAUAUUUUCUUUCAUUUUCACUUCCUGUAAUAAUAGCGGGUUGUCCCAAUUCUUUUGUCCAUGUUAUGUUCCAGUAAUAAUGAUGGGCCUUUGACUAAAUUAACUUCACUAUAGGUAAAAUCAGCAAUCAAUGAAUUGAUUAUGUGUCACUUUUUCAGGGGAAAAUCUUUCUGGGUGUUUUGAAACUCCUGUAUGGAUGUCAGUGUUGUAUUGAGCAGAAUUCACGGAUAUAGCUCAACUUCAGGUUUUUGUUCAGUUACUAUCGAUUAUUACGCCCAUAUGUAAUCGGUAACAUGGUGUCACUUUUUGACGUCUGAUGGUGACUCAUCAGACGUCAAAAACUGAAAUUGUCGCUGACCAUAAACAGGAAGGCAAAGGAGAACCUGCAUCUGCUUCCUCUUUCACCGCACUUAUACAUUUAAGUCGUGACUGUGGUUAUUUAGUGCUCAGUGUAUACAGGCGGCACGGCAUGUGUGUUAAAUGCCUCCAAUAGUCUAGCCUGUCUCAUAGCGAUGCAGAAUCAUAAUUCGUUGGAGAGAGGGAAGCAGAACUGAAAUGUCAGCACUAUCCCUGCCAGCCGCAUGCUCUGUGUAAUGAUGUUGUCGCCAUAUUAGUCGCCCAUUGCUCUUUUCAUCCCAUCCGAUCCAUGUACUCCUUAAUGACCAAUAAUUCCACAAGGAUGUCUAGAAAGGUUUGCACCAAAACACUGGACUCAGCAGGAAGCAAGACGGGGACAAACGUGUAACCGACGUAACUGGGACAUACACAUAUUCAUUCAUGCCACAUUAUUGAACACAGUCCAGGUUUAAUGGGUAAGAAUUUCCCUGGAAAGCCCACAAGGGUGAUGCAGAACAAAGUGACAGUUACAGAGGCAGUGAAGGAAACCCCAAUGCCAAAAGGGGGUAAUGGAAAUGUCCCCAGCAGGAAUCUGGGGCCAUAAAUUCUAUACCAUCAAUAUGUCAAGUCUCAUGAAAGAGUCAGCAUUUAUAUCAGUACAGCAUGGAGAUUGAUGCUGUCCAAAAAGAUGAAGAUGAGAUACGCAAAAUCUGUCUUAAGAAUGCUUUGAUAAAGCGGAUUUACUUUGGGUGAUCUUAAUGUGUGCACCAGUACUAUGGUUUAUAUGUACCUGUACAUACUAAGGUUAAGUUAGAACUUGAACGCAAACAAUAAAAUCAUGACAUUAUUACUAUGAAUGUAAAAUAAAAAUACUGACCUGUCUGUUUGUUAAGUACACCAAAGCUGCAAUUCAGUCAUAAUAAAUCCUCCUAGAGUCUACAAUUUUCAUUUUGAAUUGAAUCAGAGAGGUUUAGAUUAAUUUCACCGGUUCUUUCAGAGGCUGUCGACGAAGUACACAGCACAAAAAUAAAUCAAGGGAACAUGCAAUCAUCUUGGUAUCACUCCACGUCUGUCACAAUUCUGGAAUAUGGAGCUUGUCCAGUUGGGAAGAAAUUGUGAUUGUGAAUCAAUUUCAUCUGCUGGAGUGCAAAUUGAUAACAGGUGCAAGGAGAGACUGAGGAAUGGUUUUACCGGUGGUGGCCACAAACCAUUUCCUUUUUGUUCUUGUUGAGCCUUUUUUUCCCCAAACGUUGUAGCAUGAGGCACUAUCUGCAGCCCACAGAAGUUGCUCAAGCUCCACAUGACUAUCCAUCUGGCCAGGAGGUUUUCUGUGUCAAGAGCAUGGAGGAGAUAGUUGAAAGUUAACAGUAGAAGUGGAGGAGACCAUACAAACUAACCUGAUUAAGUGUCAGUCGCACUUUUGACUGUCCCACCGGUUCCCUACGCCUGAGUUCAGUCGAGCACUUGUAGGACGUAAUGUACCGUAUCAUUACAUCCACGACUCUUAACAGACUGUCCAGGAUCUUAGAAUUAACCUGGUAGGGAACUCCCAGGGGAAAUCAUCUGUCAUCUUAUCAGGAACAUGCCCAGACAUAAACACUAGUGAACCACAUUUUGAGUUGUCUGGAGGAAAUUUACAAAAGUGGGAUGAGCUGCUGAUUAAAUCUUUCCAUUUUUGCUUUCGGGUAGGAUUCUCGAUCCAGUCUUCAAUUGGUUCAUGAUCUGGAUUUAUGUCAUAUUGUUUUCAUCAAAUUACGUGAUAUAAUCAUUCAAUAAGAGCUGGGUUGUGUGAUUUAAGAGUUCCCUUUAUUUAUUAUUAUUAUUUGUCUUUAGUUCUGAUUCAUGAACUGCAAACCUCAUGACAGGAUGAUUAUUAGUUAGCUAUUAUUAAACUGCAGUAACAGAUUGAAAUUGUCAACAAUCUCAUUUCACCAGUGUCUUUUCAUCCCAUGUGUGCCAAACUUUUCUUAGGCAUGUUUUACUGAUGCCUGUUUACAGAAGCAAAAAAAAAAAAAAAAAACUUGUGUUAAGGUGCCAUGAUGACCAUUUUAGACAGCAGUGCUCCCACUGCUGACUAAAAUCGUACUUAUUGCAGUAUGCUACAUGUGAGAUAUAUGCCUUUGACCUUACCUGCUGAAUGUUUUUCUGUUACAUGUGGGCCUGUACUGUUGAUGUGCAUUUGCAAUGAUGCAAGCAAUGGUAUUUAAAGGUCAUACAAUAACUAUAUUGUACUGUAAAUAUGUAUACAGAUACAUUGUCAAUGAGCUUUAUGAUUAUACACAUGCUAUGAAAAUGACACAAACUGUGGGUGCAGAAUGUAACGAUGUAAAUGGACUAAAAUGAUGUGAGGGAUUAUGUAUGGCAUGUCAUUCUUUGUGUCAUAUUUGUCAUCACGUUUUUUAGUCGAGUGGUCGUCUGUUUGCCAAUCAACUGCCAUAGUGAAGGAUCUUGAAUAUAUUUGUUAGCAUCCCGAGGGAGACAAUAUUUGUAUUGGAAUUAUGCUGUGCAGUAAUAGAUAAGAGCACAAUGACUUUCCUUCUUUUUUUUGUUUUCUUUUUUUUGCAAUUCCAGAACUGUAACAUUUGUGAAUAUUGUAAAUAAUCCCCCUGCUGUACACUGUUUGAUUUGGGAGCAGAGGGUUCUUUCCCAAAAACAGCAAGGAAUUUAAGUGUGAGGGUUUUAUUUUUAUUAUUAUUUUUUUCCUUCUGUGCCAAUGCUGUGAAUAAGAUGUAUGUAAAGUAUUUACGUGACUUUGGCUGAACGCUGACUUCAGCUCUUUCCUGUUGUUAGAGUAGAGAUGCGGGCCUGAUCUCAGCCAGAACUGAGCCAUUUGCCUGCCUCCUGAGUUUUUGCAGUUGUUAAAAUACUUCUGUGAUAAUAACCAUCAAUCUUUGGAGUACUGCUAUUAAAUGUAAAUAUAUAAUUUACUGCUAUAAUGUUGCUUUUACAUUUAAGUAUAUCCUCCAGUGCCAAUCCACGGAUUCACAUUCACACACUGAGCAUUCUGUUUGUACAUCUUGAUGUUUUAAAACGAAUAUUAUGAUAGCGAUAGUUGUGAGAAUCAUUUUAUCUUAUCUAAAUGACAAAAACAGACACCAGUUAAGAGGCAGCAGUUUUUGGUGGUUCUGCGG